AUGUCAGAAGCUUUGCUCAAUGAAGCAAGAAUAGCCGUGAACAAUAAGGAUUACGAAAAAGCAGUGUCCAAAUAUGAGCAAAUCAUUGAAGAGGGAAAAAAGGAACAGAACACGGCUUCAACUUCAUCCAAAAGCCUACAGCUACAAGAACAUGCUAUUUUAGAAUUGGGUAAAGUGUUCAAAACAUUGGAUCAGCCUCUGCAACUUGCGAAAUUAAUCACUGACUCAAGAGAACUCAUGGGCAAAUUUGCAAAGUCAAAAACUGCUAAGAUUGUCAAGACAUUGAUUGAAGAUUUCGAUAAUUUGACAGAGGCAUUGGACACGCAAAUUGAAGUCACAAGACAGUCAAUUGACUGGGCAGUGGAGUCGAAACUCUCGUUUUUGAGGCAAAGUUUACAAUUGAAACUAAGCGAGCUCUUGUAUAAAAAACACCAGUACCAUGAAGCAUUGACAUACAUCAACAGUUUGCUUACAGAAUACAAGAAAUUGGACGAUAAGUCUUCUCUUGUCGAAGUGCAAUUGUUGGAGAGCAAGAUUUAUCAUGCAUUGAGAAAUAUCGCUAAAGCAAAAGCAGCAUUGACGAGUGCGAGGACUUCAGCAAACUCGAUAUAUUGUCCCACAUUACUUCAAGCUGAGUUGGAUUGCCAGAGUGGUAUAUUGAAUAUGGAAGAUAAGGACUACAAGACAGCAUUCUCAUAUUUUUACGAGAGUUUUGAAGGUUUCAACUCGCAGCUGCUGGAGGAAAGUUUAAAGACUUCGGGUAGAGUGUUGAAAUAUAUACUUUUGUCGAAGAUCAUGUUGAACUUGAUCGAUGAUGUCAACAGCAUUUUGAAGAACAAGAACGUGGUGCAAUAUCAGUCAAGGGAAAUAGAUGCAAUGAAAGCAAUUGCUGUGGCGUACUCCAAUAGAUCAUUGAAGGAGUUUGAACAUAGUUUAAUUGCAUAUAAGCAAGAGUUGACAAGUGAUGAAAUUGUAAAGAAUCAUUUCAACUCGUUAUACGACCAAUUACUACAAGUGAAUUUAUUAAAGAUUAUUGACUCUUAUGAAUGUGUGGAGUUGGAUCACAUUGCGAAAAUCGUGGGAAUCAAUGUGAAGCAAGUCGAAGGUAAAUUAUCACAAAUGAUCCUAGACAAGGUUUUUUAUGGAGUGUUGGAUCAAGGUAACGGGUGGCUUAUAGUGUACGAUGAGCCAAAGAAAGACAAGUCGUACGAGGCUGCUUUGGAGUUGGUUAAAAAUUUGUCUGGCGUAGUUGAUUUAUUAUAUGAAAAGGCAAGUGCAUUAAACUAA
Lodderomyces elongisporus is the source of this 1287-nucleotide messenger RNA. RefSeq names its product proteasome regulatory particle lid subunit (gene RPN6). The record is from RefSeq and is a predicted model, not a curated record. Lineage: Eukaryota; Fungi; Ascomycota; Pichiomycetes; Serinales; Debaryomycetaceae. The transcript has a single exon. Gene Ontology annotation, molecular function: structural molecule activity; protein binding. Gene Ontology annotation, cellular component: proteasome regulatory particle, lid subcomplex. Gene Ontology annotation, biological process: ubiquitin-dependent protein catabolic process. Bases 1 to 1287 code for a protein of 428 amino acids.